CCCAGCAGGCUGUGACUUUCUACUAAAAACCUUUCAAACUUUUGACAAAUCCAAUUGCCAAACAGUCUUCAACAGAAACGGUUCCUUUCUUCUUUAAAUUUCAACCAAGAAAAUGUCUUCGGAUACUGCCAUUGAAGUACCUAUCCAGCCUUAUGCUGGCCAGCUGCUCAUCAUCAAGGAUCUGGUUCAACCCAAGCCAACGGAGGCUGGGACACGGGUUUCCUUCUUCGAGCGCAGUGUAAUAACCAAGAAGCUACUCAAGCAACUGGCCCUAGUGGAGGGCGGCAAGAAUGAAAAGAUCAGCAUGCUUGGCUACGAACCUGUAGUGGAUGGUGUCCUGGAUGCUUUAGAGGCCUACAUGAAGCUCGUUGUCCAAAAGGUCGUCGAAUUGUGUGAGCAUCGCUGUGGCUAUAAACUAUAUAUGAGCAAUCGUUUUGUGAUAAAAAACGAUGUGCGCACCACAAUGACCUUCCUCCAUGAUCUGGAAUUGGCGGACUAUGGUUCGUCGGACGAUGAUGAAGGCUUCUAUCGCAAUGUAGCCGAACUGGAUGAUCGCAAGGAGCGCAGGAAUCGCAAGGAACGGAAGGAGCCCAAGCAGCAGCACAGGGAGUCCAAGCCACAGAAGAAUCCACAUGAGGAGAAGGCCAACAUUCGUGGUCUCAAAGCCUCGGCAGAUAGCAUAGCCAUGUUGGCCUUUGGUUCCCGAAAGCGUCCGGCGGCAGAGGCUUCUAAAACCAACACUACAGCCGCUGGUGCCGCUGCCACUUCAAAUGGUUCCAAUGCCCAAAAGGUGGUACCACCGGUGGUGCCGCGUUUUAAGCAUGUGACCAUCAAGGAUGUGUUGCAGUUUAUGGAGGAGGACAAGCGCUACUAUCGCUCCAAUAUGCUACACGAAGCCUAUAUGAAGUAUACAACUUAGGAAGGGGUUUUAAUAAAAAGGAAAACCUAUUUCUAAAGCUGAAUAUAAGCUAUAUGAUA
Drosophila kikkawai is the source of this 978-nucleotide messenger RNA. RefSeq names its product no hitter (gene nht). NCBI's taxonomy places the organism in Eukaryota, Metazoa, Arthropoda, Insecta, Diptera, Drosophilidae. The record is from RefSeq and is a predicted model, not a curated record. Gene Ontology annotation, biological process: transcription initiation at RNA polymerase II promoter. Gene Ontology annotation, molecular function: RNA polymerase II general transcription initiation factor activity; DNA binding. Gene Ontology annotation, cellular component: transcription factor TFIID complex.